Molecule: messenger RNA, 3021 nt
Organism: Monodelphis domestica (gray short-tailed opossum)
Lineage: Eukaryota; Metazoa; Chordata; Mammalia; Didelphimorphia; Didelphidae
Gene: CNTF
Product: ciliary neurotrophic factor
Biological process (GO): positive regulation of tyrosine phosphorylation of STAT protein; astrocyte activation; ciliary neurotrophic factor-mediated signaling pathway
Cellular component (GO): axon
Molecular function (GO): ciliary neurotrophic factor receptor binding; growth factor activity; cytokine activity
Source: RefSeq, a predicted model, not a curated record
AACUGAAAGCUUUGGUUUAUAGACUUCCAGGUGGGGGGCCCUUGAGGAAGCACUGGAGAGAGGGGAGAUCUGAUGACUCUUAGGACAUAUUUGAGGAUCAAGGGCUCAAAUACAGGCAGCCACCCUCCUCUGCCCUGUAUUUGGUUCAGAGGUGGGAUGCUGCUGAUCCACUCACUGGGGGAGCUCGACCUCGAAUCUGGCCAGUUUUGUGCCAUUCCUUUGGCACACUGGAGGGAGAUUAGGGCUUCAUCUUGUCCGAUUUGACUAGUAGAUGGUGUCCAGUGCCAACACACACUCUUUGGGGUCUUGGUUUGUAUCAUCUCCCUAUUCUCUGCCAGGCCUAAGGACCCAGAGAAAACGCUGUUCUUCAUUUCAUCUUCUGCCUUAGAGAGAGGUUCUUGGGGGGUAGUAAGGGACUCGGGAUUGAGCACCAGAACAGAGAGGAGGUCCUGAGUUCAAAUGUGACCUCAGGCAUUUCUUAGCUUUGUGGCUCCAGGCCAGUCCCUUGACCCCCAUGUCUAGCCCUUAACCACUCUUCUGCCUUGGGACUGAUAUUUGGUAUCUUGUGUGUUCUCGGGUAGGAGUGGAAAGAAAGAUCCUUAUGCUAUCCUAUGGGCUAGGCCACGGGCUUACAAAAGCAUCUUGUAGUUGAUUUGCAUCCAGAAUGGAUUUAAAUCUGUUUUGUUCUUUUAAACCUUUACCUUCCCUCUUGGUUCCAAGACAGAAGACUGGGUACGGUGAGGCCAGAAAACUGUCGAGCAUUCUGUGCUUAAAAAUAAAACUGGACUUCUUUACGGGGGGAGCCUGGAGGAAAGAAUGAGAUCUCUGAGAGAACGUCUGUGGAUCUAAACGAUGUUACAUCAGACGGGAGUUUCCUCGGAGGAUUCCAGUGAUUGAGACCUUGUUGCUAAGGGCUGAGGGAGAACAGUAACAGGGUGCCAUGCAGCGCUCGGGGAGGGAGCUCUGGGGAAAAGGCUGAUGGGGUAAAAAGUGCCCUUUGUUCAUUCUGCUGGCCUGAACAUCUAGGAAUGUGCUGCCACCUCAGAACCAGAGGGAUUUCUGUUGUCUGUGUGCCAUUGGGGUGGGGCUGGCCGGGGGUACCCCAUGACACACAGGAGCUGAGCCAAGACCUCUGAGCGGAGACGCUGCAGGUGGCUCAGCUGGGCUUUGCCGGGGACCACUGCUAAGGGAUGGCCUUCUCAGGGCAGACCCCGCUCAGCCCUCACCCCCGGGACCUCUGCACCCGGUCUAUCUGGCUAGCAAGGAAGAUCCGCUCAGACUUGACCACCCUGCUGGAGACGUAUGUUGAAUAUCAGGGCCUGAACAAGAGCAUCGACCUAGACUCCAUGGAUGGGGUGCCGACGGCCAGCACUGACCGCUGGAGUGAGUUGACAGAGGCAGAACGACUACAAGAAAAUCUCCAAGCUUAUCGCACCUUCCACAUGCUCCUGACCAAGGUCCUGGAGGACCAGAGGGCACAGUUCACCCCCACAGAAGGAGAAUUCCACCAGAAGAUCCACAGGGUCCUGCUCCAAGUGGCUGCCUUUGCUUACGAGAUCGAGGAGCUGAUGGGGCUGCUGGGACAUCAGGCCCCAUCUCAAGAGACAGAGAGCAUGCUGAACAGUGAUGGUCGCCAAACUUUCUUUGAAAAGAAACUGUGGGGCCUGAAGGUGCUGCAGGAGCUCAUGCAGUGGACAGUGAGGUCCAUCCGUGACCUCCGCGUGAUCUCUUCUCCGGGCCAGAACAGGGUCCCAGCCCAUGGGAGCCAACAACUCACCGAGGCCCAGCCGAUGUAACUUCUCCCCUUUGUGGUUCCCUCCUCUAUGGAGCAGCAUUCACCACGUGGAAAAUGUGCCUGUGUGGCUUUGGCGCUGCAAUCCUCAUCUUUCUCUUCCUCUUUGUGGAAGAUGAGCUGGAGAUACUUGGAAGGAUUUGUGCAGAAAAGUCCAUUUCAUUCCAUCUGAGGGCAGUAGCAGCCCCUCCAAGCUUGGCUCAGGGGGUGAGCCUGAACCCGUGACUCUUCCUCACGUCAAACUGACCAGAUCACUCCAUUAAGGGCAGGUGGAUCUCCAGCCACCCCUUUCCCUCACUCCACAUCAGCUUCCUAUUCUUUGUCUAUUCCUAUGAGACAGGAGACCCAGGUGAUGAAGGCAACAUCUCAGCACCACCUGGUGACCACAUCUAAAGUCCCCGAGCUGCGGUUAUGGCCUAUGCUAAAGAACCUCUCGUCCUUUCUAGGGAACAAAGGAAAAGGCUGCUCUGGGACCUCGAGGUCUCCUCCAAGAAAGGACAUCCAUGUCCUCUGGCCCUGCUCCACAGGAACUCUGGGAUAGCAUUUCUGAUUUCUUAAUCAAAUGUCUCUUGCUGAUGGUUACUGAGCAUGAAGCUAGGCAUAUACUAACCAGAUAACCUGACCUUAUUUGGGGGGAUUGAAUGUACUUGGGGACAGUACAACUGAGAUGUUUUCAUCUGUGGUGGCCAAUGGUAUGCUGUUCAGGUGGAAAAACGGAACGCCAUGGUUGCCAUAUUUAUGGACUGGGUCACAAGCCAAGGGAAAGCCCCUCUCUGUUACAGAGGAUGUGUCCUGAAACAAUGAAAACUUCAACUAAUGAAUCAAGACAGCCUCAGAGGAGAGGGGAUGGGAAGGGCAGCCACGUGGUACAGUGGAUAAUGCCUCUUCCUGAAUUCAGACCUGACCUGGGACACUAGCUAUGUGACCCUGGGCAAGUCACCUAACCUUACGUGCCUCAGUUUCUUCUCUCUAAAAUGAACUUAAGAAGGAAAUGGCAAACUACUCCAACAUCUCUGCCAAGAAAACACCAAGUGGGGUCUUGAGUUAGACAUGACUGACACAGGUGGGGAAAUGGAGGGCAGGGUAAGUCCUGCCAGAUUAAUGAAAAAAUCAGAACUGUGGAAUACUAGGAAAGAAAUCCCAGUAUUACUUCUGAAGGUGGUAUAUCUUGUGAAUUACUUAGUUGGUUAAUCAGAGUAGAUGAAAUAUAGACUAUAUGUUCCCCAACA